Messenger RNA from Colletotrichum paranaense, 2154 nucleotides. RefSeq lists its product as uncharacterized. The record is from RefSeq and is a predicted model, not a curated record. NCBI's taxonomy places the organism in Eukaryota, Fungi, Ascomycota, Sordariomycetes, Glomerellales, Glomerellaceae. The transcript is spliced from 2 exons. The coding region runs from base 1 to 2154 and encodes 717 amino acids.
AUGAAUUCACCAGACGCACCGCGUGAACAACGUCCUUUGAUUGCAAAUCCGGCUCUGGAAGGCACAGAUAAGACAAGGAAGACGCUCAAAGAACCCAUUGUUCGAGAAACGACGAGUCGCGGCAACUCGAUCUACGAGCCAUUGCAGAACCCGGAUGACGGCAAUUCGGCGACGGCCCGUAGCGACAGCGGCAAGGGCAGCGAUGCCGCACAUGAUUUCCAGAAGGUCAGCUGGACGCCGUUCGUGAUCCUGACUGAUAUCUGUGCGGUCAUACUCCCGGUUGGGUUUCUUAUCUUUGCCUUCUUGGUGUUGAGCAUCAAUGGGCACGAGACAGACGAGGCCUCUGCUGGACAAUAUCGAAAUGCAGUCACCAUUCUUGCUACCCUCUUCCCCAUAAUAUUCGCGGCUAUCAUAGGCCGUCUCAUGUCCCAAAUCGCCCGUUGGAAACUCGAAAGGGGCGCCACUAUGGAAGCGUUGGAGCAAUUGAUGGGAAGCCGGACUGUCGGUGGCACGCUAUUGAUUCAUAUCCAGCUUCGGGCCGUCAACCUCCUGACGCUAUCACUCAUUCUGAUAUGGAUCUUCUCGCCUCUGGGCGGCCAAUCCGUCUUGCGCAUGCUCGAAACCCGACCUCGAAGCGUGGUUACUCCUUCAAGCGUCGUCUAUUUCGACACUGAUGCCCGGUCCCAGUUUGCAUCCUGGUCAGAUGCUUCGCCGACGAGCUACGCGUAUAACAUCAAUCGGAUGUCCAUUGUCAAUGCCAUGUACAAUGCUCUGAUUCUCAGUCCCGAUGCCGUAAAGAGCGAUUCCAUGGAUGUCUGGGGAAACGUCAAGAUCCCGGCGCUAUCGUCGUACGGUGAUUUUGAGACAACAGAAUGGCAAGACGUUCCAGCAGAUAAAGAGAAGCUAGAGUUUUCAUCUCUCGUCGGCGUUCCCAUCACGCACGUCGCUGACGGAAACACAACCAUCUUGCUGGAAUCGAGCUACAUGCACUUCGCAUGUGACAAUAUCAGCGUUUCAGCGUUCUCGUACGAUACCCAAUCCGGCCCUUCGUUCGCCACAGCCGUCAUAUUCAACGAAACUUCGCUCUGUAUGUCCGACCGCUGCAGAACCGUCGCCAACGGGACCUGGCAGGGUUGGAACCUCAACCAGACAACCUCGUCAGACGGCAUGUCAGGAUGGAACCUCGCGCUUGACAACUUUGUAGAUGCGCAGUGGAAUGACUACGACUGGUACAGCAAGCGCGGGCUCAGGGUCGAGGAUUCCAACCGCCCCAACGUAUUUACAAAUGAGAAGGGAGUGGUGGCUAACCGGACGACUUUACUCUUCCAAGCGAGGGAGCAGACUAGUUCCCGCGGACCACCAGAUUACACGACGUCUCGCUGCGGCGUCACACAGAAAUAUGUCGAGUCAAGAGUGCGUUGCUCGCGAGACUCUUCUCCUUCCACCGCUCGACAGAGUUGUAGUGUCGUGGCGCAGCGCCCUUCUCAAAAGACCCACGCCGAUGAGAAUAUCUCCCAAUUGUCCUUUACACGAGUCUUCCGCUACGUCUCGCGAAAGCUGCCUCAAGCAACAAACCACUUUGGCUCAAGCUACACGUCGGAUAUCUCCUUGAACUACCUCGAGAACCCAUCCUCGAUCACCAUGACUGGUGCAAAUACGCCGCCGGAGCUGGCGAGCAUCAAACCAAAGGACUUUGGUUACCGGCUUGCGCAACUUGUCAACUCGUACGUUUUCCUCAGCCAAGCUUUCUCGAACGCCCCCAGUGGAAGCGUAGAUGUCAAUGCCACAUUUGAGCCCAAUUCCACUGUUGGCGUCGACGUCGAGACCUUGGUGGAGGUCUUCCACGUCCCUGGUCUAUGGAUGGGCCUGUAUAUUCUGUCUUGUAUUAUGCUUCUCCUAGGAGGUUUGACAAGUGCUAUUGUCACGCACUUUGUUCACGGGCCGGAGAUUCUGGGAUAUGCGUCGACUGUCGUGCGGGAUUCCAAAUAUAUGGAUAUUUCUCCUGAAGCUGGAAGAAUGGACGGCAUUGAUCUCGCUAGGAUGUUGAAAAAUCGAAGGUUAAGAUAUGGGUAUACUCAAAUGGCGGUUGAGGGCACUGCACUUGUAGGCGUUGGGUCACAGGAGGAAGUGGCAAGAAUGAAGCAGAAACAUUAA